AUGAAUCAAGGACUUGUAGCCGCAACAACUGCGACAGAGCUUAGAGCAAAUUUCGUGAACCAAUUUGGAGGGCCACCAAGAGUGUACGUGCCAAAAACACCUAGAACUGUCACUUUGCUAUCUCCCUUGGCUUUGGCGCGACGCCGGUCCAAGUCUGCUCAAGAACCAAAGCAAACAAAAAGCAGCAGCCGACCCACUUUGCCUUCGCCUUUGGCUGAUGCGACGCUGAUUGAAGUCGAUUUCAGAGCCAACGCAAACAAGAAACAACAGCCGAACUGCAACAAUCCACACAAGGCCCGAGUAGCUCCCACUGGGUGA
Molecule: messenger RNA, 318 nt
Organism: Effrenium voratum
Lineage: Eukaryota; Dinophyceae; Suessiales; Symbiodiniaceae
Source: the annotation of a GenBank genome assembly